AUGGUAAGAACAGGGUUUAGAAUGGAGGAGUUCGAGCGGAUGCAUGGCGAGAUAAAGCCAGAGUCACGCGUGCAUCAUGUCAACAUUCAUGACCAGACGGGUUUUACAAUUUCCGAUGAAUUAUUGGCAAUUUUUGUUCCGAUCGUGCUAUAUUGGGUAUGUUCUGGUAUUUAUGUUCUUCUGUGCUCGUUUGAGAAUUAUCGGUUACACUCAAAAAUAGAUGAGGACAAAAAGAACUUAGUGUCUAAACGAGCUGUCAUCAAAAGGGUUCUUUUCAAUCAAUCAAUUAAAGCUGUUGUUGUAAGCCUUUUGUUUAAGGUCACAGGGAGUAAUAGUGGGGAUGUCGCGAGUCCAAAGCCUUCUUUAAUGGUUUUAGCACGACAGUUCGUUACUGCAAUGUUGGUUUUUGAUACUUGGCAAUACUUCAUGCACAGAUACUUUCACCAAAAUGAGUUUUUGUACAAGCACUUUCAUUCUCAGCAUCACCGCCUCAUUGUUCCCUACGCGUUUGGAGCUAUUUAUCAUCAUCCCUUUGAGGGGCUUAUCAGCGACGUAAUUGGCAGCGCCUUAACGGUUCCUCUGUCUGACAUGUCUCCACGAGCUUCCAUAUUCUUUUUCUCCUUUGCCACCAUCAAGAACGUCGAUGAUCAUUGCGGAUUGUGGCUUCCUCGCGGGAGCCCCUUCCACAUUUUCUUUAGAAACAAUCAGCUAUAUGGAAGCAAGUACAACUUUGCCACACCAUUCUUUGUUCAUUGGGAUAGAAUACUCGGAACCCAUAUGCCUUACUCGUUAGACGAGAGAGCCGGUGGUGGCUUUGAAGCACGAACUGCAGAUGAUAACAAGAAUGAUUGA
This is a messenger RNA of Morus notabilis, 852 nucleotides long. Its product is annotated as sphinganine C4-monooxygenase 1. The transcript is spliced from 4 exons. NCBI's taxonomy places the organism in Eukaryota, Viridiplantae, Streptophyta, Magnoliopsida, Rosales, Moraceae. Gene Ontology annotation, molecular function: iron ion binding; oxidoreductase activity. The record is from RefSeq and is a predicted model, not a curated record. Gene Ontology annotation, biological process: lipid biosynthetic process. Bases 1 to 852 code for a protein of 283 amino acids.